Molecule: messenger RNA, 1044 nt
Organism: Mesorhabditis belari
Lineage: Eukaryota; Metazoa; Nematoda; Chromadorea; Rhabditida; Rhabditidae
Source: the annotation of a GenBank genome assembly
AUGAGCCGAAGAUUCUUGUUUUUUGUUUAUUUUUGUGUGAUUUAUGCCGAUGUGAAUGGACCGUUGACAGAUGAUUUCACGAAUUGGUUGAACAGCAAUAAUUAUAUCUCGGACAAUUUCACUCGAACCGAUUACAAGACAAAGGGCAGUUAUGGUGGAAAGAGCAAGGCGAAUCCAGUGACUACGAAAACCCCGGUGAUCUUUAUUCAUGGAAAUUCGGAUUCGGCUCUCCAUUCGAGUGCAACAGCCACUGGUUGGGAUAACACAAUCGCGUACUUUCUGGCUAGAAACUAUACCACAGCUGAUCUUUAUGCGACGUCGUGGGGUGACUCAAAUGCAUUGAAUGCGGAUACGAGAACGCAUAACUGUAAAGAAGUGCUCCGAUUGAGGCGAUUCAUGGAGGCUGUCCUGAAGUACACCGGAGCUCCAAAAGUUUCAUUCAUCACUCAUUCGAUGGGAGUCACGUUGGGCAGAAAAAUUAUCAAAGGAGGAAAGAUCUCAGCGAGCGAUGGAAACUGUGAUGUUGGUGCUCCAUUGACGAAAAACGUAGACGUUUUUGUGGGACUUUCGGGUGCAAAUUACGGUCUCUGCACUUGUGAAGCAUCGGGCGUAUCGAUAGCCACUUGUAAUAAAGAUGAUGGUCUUUGGCCGGGUGAUACGUGUGGUUUCAAUAUGUAUGUGUGUGCCGAGAAUCCUUUGAUGUUUCCAUGCAGUGGGCCCACUUAUUCAAAGUUUCUCACCACUUUGAACACAGAUACGACACGUGAGGGAUCGUAUGUGUUCAGUGCUUGGAGUGUUGCUGAUGAUGUCAUUUUGGGCGGUGAUAUGGUUUGGGGAAGACCGACGAGUUUGAUCCCGACUUCUAAUGAUCACAAGACCUAUCUAUCCUACGGACACAUGGCCACCAAAGAGUUGACGGCCGACGAUCAGUAUGGAAUGGUUGUCAACAAGAAGAUCCCCCAAUCGACAGGACAUACGUUGCUACAAGAUGGGAAGAAGCAAAUAGAAAGAUCGCCCCGAUUUGUACGAUCUUCCUUCUUGACU